Cantharellus anzutake is the source of this 1208-nucleotide messenger RNA. RefSeq lists its product as uncharacterized. The record is from RefSeq and is a predicted model, not a curated record. Bases 242 to 925 code for a protein of 227 amino acids. The transcript has 6 exons. Lineage: Eukaryota; Fungi; Basidiomycota; Agaricomycetes; Cantharellales; Hydnaceae.
CCACGAUGCGAUUUCUCUUUGGAUUCGUCCCUCUGGCGGUCGUCUUCCUUCUUUUCUUUGGGAGCGUUCAGGCUCGGAGGGGGUCUUUUCCCCUCAAACGCGCUACACAAAGCGGGAUCUGGAACGUGCGACGACCAAUGCACAGCGACUUGCUCGUGGUCUUCCUCCUAUCAGGCCAAAUAUCAAGGAUCCUACCAGUUCGUCAAUUUUGUUUUUUCUUGUACUCUUAGCGCUUACGCAGAUGAUGAUGAUGAUUGUUUUUAUGUAUCUCCUGCCAUUUCACAAUGGGCUCACUGCAGGGGUAUUCUGGGCCCGCGCUAGACCAUCGCCACCACCCCCUCCACCUCCACCUCCACCUCCACCACCCCCUCCACCACCGCCACCACCACCACCUCCUCCAAAGAGGAAAGGUAUUAUCAAAAUUACCAUCAAGCUAAACGGGACGACUGUUGGAUUCCUUAAUGAAUUCCUUUCGCCUCAGGGCACACUGCAAGUCACCCCUCAGCAGAAUAAAUCGAUGGUCAUCGAAGCCCAGAUCCCAAGCAACAGUUGGAAACGUUCGAUUGGUUCGCAGGCUGGUCUGGUGCCGUUUUACAUUCAGAACGGGAACGCAACAGGAGGGGUUAUCGCUGCAGUCGCUACUAAUUACACCGCCAACAACACCAUAUUCGCACCCGGAAGCAACGAUACGGGUGUGCUUGGAGCUUCAACAAACGAUACAUCGACUGGGCCAAGCACGUACUCAAAUGCCACUGGGAUCAACGCACCUCACCAGCCUGAUAUUUGGAACGUAAGUGCUACUGAUGGCACUGUCAAUCCAAUGUGGGCGAACGAUAAUGGGACUCUCACCCCGUUGGAAGUCCUGUAUGUUCCACCCACCGCUAUCGUUUUGACCGGAGCACGUUUACCGGGCCAACCCCCCUGAUUCCGGGAGCAACUCAACUGCAAUUUUCCUUUGUAGGACAAUGAUCUCCUUUCUGCUUCCCCACUUCCGGCUUCUGAUAACGAUGGGGCUCCGGAGCGAGUAGUGUAGUGGCUUCCUUCUCUUCUUUUUUUUUCUUUCCACCUCCACCGGCUCCAAGACCAUUGCCAAGUUCGGAUUUGGAAAUUCUCGGAACCAACCAACUGCUUUUUUUUGGUGACUUUUUCGCUAAAACGGAACGGGAACGGGAACGGACCGCGCAAACGGGGGGCUCUGACGCGCCCCC